AUGACCCUGCUCACCCACUUGCUGAUGCGAUCACGACCCCGUCAGAGCGUUUCAGCACCGCGUCGCGCCGGUCAGCUCCUCCGCCUUGUGGUUAUUGAUUUCCCCUCCAGGACGUUCAAUCUGCGGAGAAAAGCGGAAGUCGGCGCACAAGAAAACAACUUCACUUUGAGGAGCUCGAACUUGAAAGUCACAGGGGAAGAGAUGGAUACCGAUCGACCGACAAAUGUCUCCUUUUUCGAUUUUGUCGGAGGAGUUCAACUUCUCCAGCGGGAUGAGACCAGGACCGCCAUGCCUGUCAUCCUGAUCGGGAUCUGCGUGUCCGGAGCGGUCGGGAAUUUGCUCGUUUUGCUGAUUUUCAUCCGUGACUUUAGAAACGGGAAGGGCUCUGAGGUGAAAGCGCUCCUCGCCUCUCUGGCCUCCACGGACUUGGUGAUCCUGCUGCUGUGCGCCCCCGUGCGCGCCGUCACCUACUACAAGCAGACCUGGACCCUGGGGAGUUUUGUCUGCAGCACCACGGACUGGUUCCAGCACUCGUGUGUGGUAGCAAAAACUUUAAUUCUUGCAGUCACCACCAGAGCCAAACACACGUUGGUUCCCAGCACCGCCACGGGGCCCCUCUACAGCCCGACGUGGAUUCACGGGGCCCUGGCGUUCAUUUGGAUUGUGUCCAUGAUGUUUCCGAUUCCCCAGAUGCUUUUUGCCUCUUUGAUGCAGCAGGGCCCCGACACCAUUUGCGUCUCUCAGAUGCCAGCGUGCGCGUCUGACUUCAUGAGUUUGUUCUACAAGAUUUAUCCAACUGCAACCUUCGUGGCGCCGGUCAUCUUCACACUUGGCUACUACACGAAAACGCUGCACUCUGCGGUGAAUCACGCGCCCAGCCCGCAGCACCAGAGCAAAGUUACCCUGGUUUUACUGUGUCUGAGCGGCGCCCUCGGGCUCAUGCUGCUGCCAGAGUGGGGCACAUUCACCUGGGUCAGGCUCGGGUACAACAAACCUCCUGUGGGUUUCACCAUCUUCGCGCAGGUGCUCCUUUACGCGUGCAGCUCGCUCUCUCCGGUGAUCCUGAUGACCAUGUACGACGACGUGCGCCAGGGGUUGAUCACCAUCUGGUUCAUCGCGACCUGCAGAGGCUCGAAGCAGCUCCCCAGCAACAAGUGUCCGAAAACGGAGGGAAACGGAGCAGAAGUCGGAGCCAACGCCGUGGCCAACGCGGUCUCACCGGAGAAGGAGAAGACCUUCCCGGACGUGGAGCACUUUUGGACAGGGCGCAGGAAUACGCACGUCGAGGAAGAGCAGGAUCCGGUUCCGUGGGAGAGAGAGGAGAAAAUGUUGUAGUGAAUCAGAUGUUUUUGUUUUGUUUUGGGUUUGUUUUUUAGCAGAAGCUUUCAACGUGUUCUCAGCUGGUUUCUAGCUUGUUUGACCCACAGUGCAGACCCUCGUUGAACGGCUGUAGCGGCCUGUUUGCUGUCGUGAGCUUGAGUAGACGUAAAACCAACUUGUACACUAUCACGUUUCGAUGUUACAACAUGUUUCUACUGUAUAUUUUGAAUAUUUAGUUCUCGUCCGCAGUUUUGCUGCGCUGUCAUGUAGGACGACACGUCCAUCACAGGAGGUUUGUACAAAUCUGUGGCCAAUGUAAAUAUCCAGGACGCUGGAGCUUCAGACAGGUUUGUUGUGAUUGUGUACACGUGGAUAAUAAAACAUUCUCAGAUAUGGACUGUGUGUG
Scatophagus argus is the source of this 1726-nucleotide messenger RNA. Its product is annotated as G-protein coupled receptor 151. Gene Ontology annotation, cellular component: membrane. The record is from RefSeq and is a predicted model, not a curated record. Lineage: Eukaryota; Metazoa; Chordata; Actinopteri; Scatophagidae. Gene Ontology annotation, biological process: G protein-coupled receptor signaling pathway. Gene Ontology annotation, molecular function: G protein-coupled receptor activity.